Messenger RNA from Penicillium angulare, 600 nucleotides. RefSeq lists its product as uncharacterized. NCBI's taxonomy places the organism in Eukaryota, Fungi, Ascomycota, Eurotiomycetes, Eurotiales, Aspergillaceae. The transcript has 5 exons. The record is from RefSeq and is a predicted model, not a curated record. Gene Ontology annotation, molecular function: GTP binding; GTPase activity. Gene Ontology annotation, biological process: small GTPase-mediated signal transduction. The coding region runs from base 1 to 600 and encodes 199 amino acids.
AUGGCGCAGCAAGAAGGCGAUAAUGUUAUGCGGAGGAAGCUGGUGAUUAUUGGAGAUGGCGCGUGUGGAAAGACUAGUUUACUGAGUGUCUUCACACUUGGCUACUUUCCAACGCAUUAUGUACCAACGGUAUUCGAAAACUACGUGACGGACUGUCGAGUCGAUGGCCGUUCAGUGCAAUUGGCUCUUUGGGAUACUGCUGGUCAAGAAGACUACGAGCGAUUGCGGCCAUUGGCGUAUUCCAAAGCGCACGUUCUCCUAAUCGGAUUCUCCGUGGACACUCCUGAUUCGCUAGAGAAUGUAAAACAUAAGUGGAUCGAAGAAGCGAAUGAACGGUGCCCCGGCGUCCCCAUCAUCCUCGUUGGCCUGAAGAAAGAUCUCCGAGAAGACCCAAUGGCGGUCGAAGAGAUGCGCAAAAAGUCACUCAAAUUCGUCACAGCUAAAGAGGGCAACGAGACUGGCACCCAAAUCGGAGCUCGCAAGUAUCUCGAAUGUUCCUCCUUGACUGGCGAAGGCGUUGAUGACGUGUUCGAAGCUGCCACCAGAGCUGCGCUCUUAACCUUCGAUAAGCGGAAAGGCUCCUGCUGCGUGGUGCUAUAA